CUCCACCAGCUAUUCGCGUGAACUUGUUGGUGCACCACAGUCGACAUGAUGCAGCGCGUCCUCUUCCAGGCGGUGCCUCUGACGCGGCAGUUCGCGUCGAAAUCGAGCAAGAAGGCCAAUAAGACUUUGAUCAAGCCAGCGAAUGCCAAGGCCCCACAUCGAUCUCGGGGACCGUCGCACAAGAUGAACCAAUUGCUGCCGCUUGUCGACGACGGCAAAACGUACCGCAUCGUGUUUGCGAGCAUCUUGGAACGUCUGCCGCUGAUUCUGCCCGACAUGGAGCCGUGGGAAGAAGCGUACUACCGCAUGAAACACAAGAUCGAAAUCAAGGAAGCGAUGCGCCUUCCAAAGGACUUUUGGUUCAAAGAACCAGGUGCCGUUGACGUCGAACCGGAGGAUGCUCCGUUCUUGUCGGAAUGGAACGAAGACGAACUGGUCGGCGAUGGAUUCCAACUGGCCAAGCGUGAAACAGAAGAUGACGCCACCAACAACCGCCACUCGUUGAACCGCGCGCUCAAGCAACGCGUGUUCCUGAUUGUGCAAGACCCUGUCUCGCUCAAGUGGACACUCCCCACGACGGAGAAGGCUGCUGAUGAAACCAUGCGCGAUGCGGCGUUCCGCGAACUGGCAGACACGAUCGGCGAUCAAGUCGAAGCGUAUCCUGUGGGGAAUGCUCCCAUGGGCCACUUGGUCGUCAGCCACGAAAAUGAGCCCGAUUUUGACGGCAAGGUGCACGGCACGAAGAUGUUCUUCUUGAAAGCGCAGACAUUUGGCAACGAAGGCGUUGUGAACCUGAACAAAGCCAAGGCCGCCGACUACCUCUGGGUCACCCAAGCCGAACUCGCCGAAUACCUUGAACCCCACGUAGCAGAAGUGGUCGUCAAGGUUGUGCCUCCGUAGAUAGCCCGUCCCCGACGUUUUGUAACUUUUAGAGGUGUUCAGAUAACACACACACAUUUGACCACACCAGGGUCCCUCCUGCCUCCUCCAAUACACCACAAUCUAACGUGGGCUUCUGUG
Molecule: messenger RNA, 1020 nt
Organism: Aphanomyces invadans
Lineage: Eukaryota; Oomycota; Saprolegniomycetes; Saprolegniales; Verrucalvaceae
Exons: 2
Coding region: 46-900 (284 amino acids)
Cellular component (GO): mitochondrial large ribosomal subunit
Molecular function (GO): structural constituent of ribosome
Source: RefSeq, a predicted model, not a curated record